Malassezia sympodialis ATCC 42132 is the source of this 2751-nucleotide messenger RNA. Its product is annotated as purine-cytosine permease family protein. The record is from RefSeq and is a predicted model, not a curated record. NCBI's taxonomy places the organism in Eukaryota, Fungi, Basidiomycota, Malasseziomycetes, Malasseziales, Malasseziaceae. Gene Ontology annotation, molecular function: transmembrane transporter activity. Gene Ontology annotation, biological process: transmembrane transport. Gene Ontology annotation, cellular component: plasma membrane.
AUGGACCUAGACAAAGACGACAAAGAUUUGUCCAAGAUUGAUGUGGAAGUACAGAGCUUUCACGAUAAUGCCAAGCACCAGAAUUGGUACCAUCCACGUUCCUGGCUCCGCUCGUCCCUUUUUGAAUGGUCCAGUAUAGAACCUAUUCCUCCUGAGAAGCAGAAUCAUGCUCACUGGUGGACAGUGCCUCUGUUGUGGAUCGGGGCAAAUAUGAAUGUGCUUACAUUUUCUACCGGCAUGCUCGCCAAGGACUUUGAUAUCACGAUCAAGGACAGCAUGUAUACAAUUGUGGCGUUCUCACUUGUAACGGCACUUGUACCGGCUUACUUUACCACCUUUGGGAUGAAUCUAGGGUUGCGUCAGAUUGUGCACUCACGCUAUUCGUUUGGCUACUUUGGAGCAUGUCUGCCUGGUCUCCUUGUUGCUGCGACACAGGUCAUGUACAAUAUUGAGAACGUCAUUUUAGGCGGGCAGACGCUCAAGGCUGUCUCGACGCCUGAUUCCAUGUCCUCAAUUGUUGGUAUUGUAAUUCUUUCUAUCAUUGCGUUUGUCGUGUGCUUUUUUGGUGGCCGCGUCAUGCACUACUUCGAGUCCAUCUUCUGGCUGCCUGCACUAAUCUGCUUCAUCCUGCUUGCUGCCUUUGCUGGAGCGGGUGAAAAGGGACUGCACCAGCCAGCAGGAGCUCCUGAGACGACUGCGCGCGGCGUACUCGGUCUAGGAUGUGUUGUGGCAGGCUAUUUCUUGUCAUGGUCGACCAUCGCCUCUGAUGUGAGCCUAUAUGUGAAACGGAACAGUAGCACCACGCGAAUGUUUCUCGCCGUGUAUAUGGCAUUCGUGCUGUCGGUCGCACCGCCAUUCAUGUUUGGUGCUGCUUUUGCCAUUUCAGCACCUGAUGUUCCUGCGUGGAAGGGAGCUAGUGAGGCAACAUCACCAGGUCCUCUCUUUGAUGUGAUCCUGGCUGGACAUGUGGGCCACUUUGGCAAGUUCCUGACCGUGAUGCUCGCCCUUUCUGCUGUGGGCAAUAUUAUUCCUGGCACCUACGCUUUUGGCAUUGCUGUGCAAACAUUCCUUCCUCCUCUACGUGUCCUUCCUCGAUUUGUCAUGACCAGCAUUUGUGUGGCUAUAUUUCUCCCACUGGGCAUUGCGGGCCGUAACCAGUUCUAUGAUACGCUCUCCAACUUUGUCAGUAUUCUUGCCUACUGGUGCAGUCUUUUCGCCGGAGUCGUCCUGGCUGAUCACUUCGUUCUCCGCCGAAGGAACUUUUCUUCCUACGAUCUGAUGAUCUGGGACGACUGGCGGCGCCUUCCGCCGGGGAUCGCCGCUCUCGUCAGUGCCCUACUGCCCGUUGCACUUAUUGGCCCCACAAUGGAUCAGGUCUGGUACACUGGUCCUAUAGCACAGCACUCUGGAGACCUAGGGUUCGAAGUGGGAUUCGCCCUGAGCUUUCUACUGUACCUACGCCAAGUGGAGGGGUACUACGUAGCUAUCAUGUGGAUUGCCAACGCUAAGCUCCGAGGACAGGAAGGGACUUGGGAUAUCUAUAUUGAAGAGGGACUCUUCAAAGAAAUCAAGCCAAGUGCGAGAGACCGCGUAGGUGACUAUGAUGCGUGUGGUCGACUGCUCUGCUCGCCUUUCGUGGAGGGGCAUAUUCAUCUGGACUAUGCUCAUACGGCGCGUAAGCCGCGUCCAAAUGUCUCCGGCACCCUGUUCGAGGCCAUUGAAAUCUGGGCAGAAAGGAAGCAUGCAGGUUUGAACCACCCUGAUGAGAUCCGUCGUAAUGCGCUGGGCGCGAUUCGCGCAGCUAUCUCGCAUGGUGUGGGCUUUAUUCGCUCACAUGUCGACGUCACGGAUCCGGAACUCGUGGCGCUCAAAACGAUGCUGCGCGUGAGGGAGGAGGUCAAGCCGUGGUGUACCUUACAGCUGGUAGCAUUCCCUCAAAAUGGAAUCGAGGCCUUCCCGCGUGGUCGGGAAUUGAUGGAUGAGGCGAUGCGGCUCGGUGCUGACGUCGUUGGCGGUAUACCGCACCUCGAGCAUACGCGCGAAGACGGCGUAGCAUCUGUUCGCUACGUGUUCGACCUAGCCGAAAAGUACAGCGCGCUCAUUGAUAUCCAUUGCGACGAGAUCGACGACGACCAGUCGCGCUACCUCGAGGUCAUGGCCGCUGAAACGCUCCGGCGCCGCAUGCAGGGCCGUGUCACAGUGAGUCAUGCAGUGGCUAUGGCCUAUUACCAGCCGGGAUACAUGGCCAAGCUCCUUCCAAAGCUGCGCGCGGCUGGCCUAGGCUUUGUCAUUAACCCGAAUGAGAAUCUCCAGCUACAGGGUCGCGGACUCAAUGCGCCUCAGCCACGCGGCGUCGCUCCGGUGCGGACAUUGGCCGAGUGCGGCCUCCCUGUCGGAUUUGGCCAGGACUCGAUCGAGGAUCCCUGGUACCCACUCGGUGACGGCAACCCCAUCCGCAAUCUAGACACAGGCUUACAUGUUGCUCAAAUGCUCACGGAAGAGUACCUGAACCGGUGCCUCGACUUCGUCACGAUCGAGCCUGCUCGCAAUCUCGGCCUGGCGGAGAAGUACGGGGUCCAGGUUGGAAGGCCAGCACAUUGCAUUGUGCUGGAUGCUACGAGCGAUCGCGAAGUUGUACAGCGGCAUCCCCCCGUACUUCUUAGCCUUCAUGGCGGCAAAAAGAUCUUCGAGAGGCAACCGGCCGUCACGAGCUGGGCCAUUGACGUAGAGGGCCGUCUGCCGGGUCUGUAG